CCUCCUGUACUGUAGAAUGUAGUAUGGACCAUAGGACAGGACGAAGAAGUCCCGUUAAGAAGCUGUGGAGGCCUAAGAUGCUCUACUAGUCUGCUGGAAAUCCAAAGAAGACGAAGGAGUAAAAAGCAAAAUGGCGUUUGACAGAGAAGGACUAAACGUGGCCACUGGCCAUUAUUGUUUCUCUAUUUGUAUUUAGUGCAUACAUGUACGCAUAUAUGUCGUGUAGUAGAUGAAACAUUGUUAGUCAUUGUUUGUAUCCGGAUACAUUAGUCUGAGCGCACUUUAUGUGCUAGCUUAGCUUGCUAGUUAGCUUAGCUUGUUAGCUGCUAACAAAGAGACGCGGACGUUAUCGACACAUCGCUAAGUAGAGAUCAAAUGUGAGUGUCAAGUGUUGUGAUUGUGUGAAAAUGUGCGAAAGAACGAUAGCAAAGUAUGAGGAGGAACUUUGUCCAACAAAAGAGGAGAAAGAGCGACAACAUCAACUUAUGGACGCUCAAGUUGUGUUACACAGAACAGACGUCCAGCAGCCCCCCCACAUUAAAGAGGAAGAGGAGGAAGUGUGGAUCACUCAGGAGGGAGAGUGUCUUCUAGGGCAGGAGGAUGAUGAUGUCACCACGUUUCCACUGACUGUUGUCUCUGUGAAGACUGAAGAGCAUGAAGACAAACCACCUGAGUCCUCACAGCUUCAUCACAGUCCAAAAGUCUGUGAAGAACAACUUCUGCCUGAAAAACAUGAGUGUAGCUCCAGGAUGGUGAAGGAGGAUCCAUCAAAGAGGAAGACCAGGUGCCACAGACCCUCUGGUGUCUCCUUUUCCUCUUUGACACAGACCCUUCCCUGUAAAAAGGAAGAGGAAGACUCACUGACGCCCCACCUAAAAGAGGAAGAGGCGGAACACAGCGUUACUCAGGAGGGAGAUCAUCUUGAAGGACUGGUGGAGUUCCCAGUGACUGGUGUCCCUGUGAAGAGUGAAGAUGAUGAGGUCAAAGGUGAAAGUGAGGAGAAGAGAGAGGCGGAGCCUCCAAGCAGCAGCUCAACACAACACAUGACAACAGAAGCUGAUGGAGACCACUGUGGAGGAUCACAAGCAGACAAGCUCUUAGCUCCACUAUCAGAUAGUGAGGACACAACGUCACACUCUCCUGACACUGAUGAUGAAGACUCUAAAGAUGAUAAGACAUGUCACACUGACAACACUCACUUCAAAUGUUCUCACUGUGACAAAACCUUUAAAUACCAUAGUGAUCUGAAAAGACACAUGAGUACUCACACUGGAGAAAAACCUUUUACCUGUUCAAUCUGUAGUAAAGGUUUUGUAGAAAGUCAUAAUUUGAAAGUACACAUGAGAAUACACACUGGUGAAAAACCUUUUAUCUGUUCAAUCUGUGGUAAAGGAUUCGUACAAAGUCCCAAAUUGAAAGUACACAUGAGAAUACACACUGGUGAAAAACCUUUUUCUUGUUCAAUCUGUGGUAAAGGUUUUGCACAAAGGUCAUGUUUGAAAAUACACAGAACAACACACACAGGAGAAAAAAUAUUUAUUUGUUCAAUCUGUAGUAAAGGUUUUGUUCUAAGUAAGUAUUUGAAAGUGCACAUGAGAAGACACACUGGUGAAAAACCUUUUUCCUGUUCAAUCUGUGAUAAAGGUUUUGUAGAAAGUUUUAAAUUAAAAGUGCACAUGAGAAGACACACUGGUGAAAAACCUUUUAUCUGUUCAAUCUGCAGUAAAAGUUUUGUAGAAAGUUGCACAUUGAAAGUACACAUGACAACACACACUGGUGAAAAACCUUUUUCUUGUUCAAUCUGUGGUAAAGGUUUUGUUCUAAGUAAAUAUAUGAAAGUACACAUGAGAACACACACUGGUGAAAAACCGUUCUCCUGUUCAAUCUGUGGUAAAGGUUUUGGAGAAAGUCACAAUUUGAAAGUACACAUGAGAACACACACUGGUGAAAAACCUUUUAUCUGUUCAAUCUGCAGUAAAGGUUUUGUAGAAAGUUGCAAAUUGAAAGUACACAUGAGAACACACACUGGUGAAAAACCUUUUUCUUGUUCAAUCUGUGGUAAAGGUUUUGUUCUAAGUAAAUAUUUGAAAGUGCACAUGAAAACACACACUGGUGAAAAACAUUUCUCCUGUUCAAUUUGUGGUAAAGGUUUUGUAGAAAGUCACAAUUUGAAAGUACACAUGAGAACACACACUGGUGAAAAACCUUUUAUCUGUUCAAUCUGUAGUAAAGGUUUUGUAGAAAUUCGCAGAUUGAAAGUACACAUGAGAACACACACUGGUGAAAAACCUUUUUCUUGUUCAAUCUGUGAAAAAGGUUUUGUACAAAGUCACAAUUUGAAAGUACACAUGAGAACACACACUGGUGAAAAACCUUUUUCUUGUUCAAUCUGUGAAAAAGGUUUUGUACAAAGUCACAAAUUGAAAGUACACAUGACAACACACACUGGUGAAAAACCUUUCCCUUGUUCAAUCUGUGGUAAAGGUUUUGUUCUAAGUAAAUAUUUGAAAGUGCACAUGAGAACACACACUGGUGAGAAACCUUUCACAUGUUCAAUCUGCAACAGAAGCUUUUGUAACCAAUCAAACCUUGUAAGACACAUGAGGACACACCCAGGAGAGAAAGUGUUGAGUUGCAGUGUGUGUGGUGAAAGAUUGUCUUCUAAGUACCAGUGUAAGAAACACAAGUGUGCUGGUGAGAACAGCAGCAGCAAAUGAAACUUCAGGAUUAGAAAUAAACUGUCAAGACUUUAAUUUGGACUUUCUAACAUCAGCACAUAUAACAUGUGUGACAUUGUUGUUUGUGUAACAAUCUUUUUAAUAUGCUUCUACAUUUAUAGAUUAGAUAUUUUAUAUUGGUGCUUUUUUCAGACAAGUACAUGCAUUAAUAUGCAACAUUGUGUACUUUUAUUAAACAUUGAACAGAACAAUUUGACUGAAAAGGUGAGAGUAAACAGUACAAGAUAUAUUUUACAUACAAUAAACAUUUUAUGUGUAUAUAUAUUCAUAAUACAAUUUUUGACUUAUUCAUAAUAGUGUUUUCUAUAGGUGUUUGAAAUAUUGAAGUAUUACAUAUUAUUUCUAAUUGUUAAUCAUCCCAUAGAUUAGCACCUUUAUAUGAUAUACAUAUUUACUGGUUCACAUCUGAAACAUCUUCUGGACCACUUCAGGAAGCAUAUUAUUAUUUACUUUAUACAUCAUUUGAACAGUUGUCUUUUAUACAAUUUUAAAAAUGUUUAACUUUAUGAAUCUUUUGUUGGUUUUCUGUAAUCCUAAUCAUCUGUAUUACUCUCUUGUAAUAUGAUUGUUUUAUAUGUAUGUACUCAGACAUUUAUGCAAUAAA
This is a messenger RNA of Entelurus aequoreus (snake pipefish), 3342 nucleotides long. Its product is annotated as oocyte zinc finger protein XlCOF6-like. The record is from RefSeq and is a predicted model, not a curated record. Bases 408 to 2717 code for a protein of 769 amino acids. The transcript is spliced from 3 exons. Lineage: Eukaryota; Metazoa; Chordata; Actinopteri; Syngnathiformes; Syngnathidae.